AUUUCGACCUAGGCGAACAAUAACCGUCAGAUUUAGAUCAACGGUAAAUAUGACGUGUGCACUCAUAUCUAACAUAUGCAACGCUACAUCCACCCACUCUUGGGCUCCUUCCUCCUCCGUCUCCGCAACCGCCCGGAGCUGCUCGACCACAAACCCUAGCUCUUGCCAAAACGCAUCCGUUUCGUUUCCUCGCCGUUCGUGCUUUUCUGCGAUUCUUCAACUCGAUCAGGAGCACUGAAAUUAUUGACGGGCUUUAUUAGCGCCAUACAUAUUCUUCGUUGAUUAAAGCAUGCAACUUUUGCUACAUACAAAUGAUAAACAUGGGAGAAGGAAGUGACCAUCAAGCUAUGGCGGAUGAUGGGAAUGUUGAACAUAUUGGAGUUGGAGUUAAUAAGGCUGAAAACAACUCUGGCUCUCAUGUCGAGGUUGGGGUUUCUGAGCCAUAUGUGGGUAGGGAGUUUGAUUCUGAAAAUGCUGCAAAGACUUUCUACAAUGAAUAUGCCAGACGAGUGGGUUUCAGCUGCAAAGCUGGUGCAAAGGGUCGUUCCAAAGCAGAUGGGGAGAAUAUGUACUGCGAAUUUGUCUGUGGCAGGGAGGAUUUGAAAAGAAAGCUUGCUGACAGUUGCAAUGCAAUGAUUAGGAUCGAGAAGAAGAGCCAAAAUAAGUGGGUUAUUACACAAUUUGUAAAGGAGCAUAGCCAUUCGAUGGCAAACCUUAGUAAGGUGCAGAGUAUUAGGCCUCGCAAGCACUUUUCUAGUGUGGGAAGAACCAUGCCUGAAACUUACCAAGGAGUGGGGCUUGUUCCAAGCGGUGUGAUGUAUGUAUCUAUGGAUAAAAAUGGCAUUCCUACUAAGAAUAUUCACGGGAUUAGGAAUAUUCCUGCUGUUGCUACUAUUGCUGAAACAGUUCACCCGGUUAAAAGUCCGUCAAUGAUGAAUUAUGCUGUUAGGCCACCUAUUCAAAGGAGGACAUUAGGGAGGGAUGCUCACAACCUGCUGGAGUACUUUAAGAAAAUGCAAGCUGAGAACCCUGGUUUCUUCUAUGCAAUACAACUUGAUGAUGAUAAUCACAUGUCUAAUGUGUUUUGGGCAGAUGCGAGAUCAAGGACUGCUUAUGGUCAUUUUGGUGAUACGGUUACUAUGGACACAACUUACAGAAUAAAUCAAUAUAGAGUGCCCUUUGCUCUGUUCACCGGGGUAAACCAUCAUGGUCAGAUGAUUUUGUUUGGUUGUGCACUCCUCUUGGAUGAUUCUGAGGCUUCUUUUAUCUGGCUCUUCAAGACAUUUUUGACAGCAAUGAAUGACCGUUACCCUGUCUCUAUCACUACUGAUCAAGACAGAGCUAUACAAACAGCAAUUUCACAAGUUUUUCCUCGAACACGGCACUGUAUAAGCAAAUGGCAUGUCUUGCGAGAAGGCCAUGAGAAGUUGGCCUAUGUAUGCAACAUGCAUCCAAAUUUUCAGAUUGAACUAUAUAAUUGUAUUAAUCUAACAGAAACGGUUGAGGAGUUUGAUUCAUCGUGGAAUUUUAUCAUGAAUAAAUAUGAUCUCACAAAAAAUGAUUGGCUUCAGUCAUUGUACAAUGCUCGUGCACAAUGGGUUCCAGCAUAUUUCCGUGAUUCAUUUUUUGCAGUAAUAUCUCCUAAUCACGGAAUUGAUAGUUCUUUUUUUUAUGGUUUUGCCAACCAUCAGGCGACAUUGCCAAUGUUCUUUAGGCAGUACGAACAAGCUUUAGAGAGCUGGUUUGAAAAAGAAUUAGAAACAGAUUAUGAGACAAUUUGCACCACCCCUGUCCCGAGGACACCUUCCCCAAUGGAGAAGCAGGCUGCUAAUCUCUAUACUCGGAGAAUAUUUUCAAAGUUUCAAGAAGAGCUAGUGGAAACCUUUGCUUAUACAGCCAACAGAAUUGAAGAAGAUGGAGAAAGUAGCAUAUUCAGGGUUGCAAAAUUUGACGAUGACCAAAAGGCUUAUGUUGUCACAUUAAACCUUUCUGAGUUGAGAGCUAACUGUAGUUGCCAAAUGUUUGAGUAUUCAGGCAUUCUAUGUAGACAUGUUCUAACUGUUUUUACUGUGACUAAUGUACUUACAUUGCCAUCUCAUUAUAUUUUAAAACGGUGGACAAGAAAUGCAAAAGUCAGUGCUGGGUCAGUUGAAGAUGCUGGUGAAUUGCAUGUACAUGAGUCUUUGGCAUCGCGAUAUAGCAAUCUUUGUUGGGAAGCCAUUAAAUAUGCUGAAGAAGGGGCAAUGACUGUAGAAACACAUGAUACUGCAAUUGGUGCUCUUCGAGAAAGUGCAAAGAAGAUUUCUUUCAUGAAAAGAAGUUUGGCCAAAGUUUCCCCACCCAGUCAUCCCGUCAGUGGGGCUGCUUAUGAUGACAGAAAAUCCCCUACUUCAACAGCAGAUACAAACCCUCUUCUGUGGCCACAGCAGGAUGAAAUAACGAAGAGGUUUAAUCUUAAUGAUGCUAGUACUCCUGUUCAAUCAGUUGCUGAUCUAAAUUUACCACGGAUGACCCCAGUGUCUCUUCAGCGAGAUGACGGUACACCUGAAAACAUGGUGGUUUAUCCCUGUCUGAAAUCAUUGACAUGGGUAAUGGAGAACAAGACCUCAACACCAGGGAAUAGAGUGGCUGUUAUCAAUCUUAAGUUGCAAGAUUAUAGCAGGAAUCCAUCAACAGAAUCGGAAGUUAAGUUUAAUCUCUCAAAAGUUACUUUGGAACCGUUGUUUAACCAUAUGGUCAACAUCAGAGAUCAACUUUCUGCACCAACUAGGAAGUUUGCUGUAUUAAAUUUAAAGCUUCCAGUUGCCGAUACAAAUACCGGUGUGUGUGAAGUCAAGUUUCAGGUGUCCAAGGAAACAUUAGUUGCUGUACUACGAUCAAUGGACUAUAUACGUGAGCAACUAUCGGUUCCUGGCGAUGCACAAACAGAAGCUGCUAUAUUGAAAAGACCUCGGAAGUGAAGCAGCGAAUUUUUGUUUCAUACCCAGAUAGGUUGGUGACUAUUAAUCUUGAUGGCCACAUUGUGAACAGUGAAUACUAAAAUGGCUUUUAGAAAAGUAGUGUAGUAAAGUCUCUUUUCCUUUUUCCUAUUUUGUGCGUGUUAAGUUUGUUGUCUAGGAUAUUUAUUUGUACAUGUAGCAUAUCAUAGGCAGCAUAGUUACUUUAAAGGAACCGUUUGGAAGAUCCUUACCUCUUCACCGGGGUGGAGUGGAGGAGCGUUCUCCAAACGAAUAACGAGUAGAAGAGGAUUUAGGAAUUUGGAAAUGGGAAAAAAGAAGGCAAACAAAAGCAAGGGUGGAAAUUAUAUAUUAGUUUGGUGACGAAA
Molecule: messenger RNA, 3325 nt
Organism: Vigna radiata var. radiata (mung bean)
Lineage: Eukaryota; Viridiplantae; Streptophyta; Magnoliopsida; Fabales; Fabaceae
Product: protein FAR1-RELATED SEQUENCE 3
Exons: 6
Coding region: 312-2960 (882 amino acids)
Biological process (GO): regulation of DNA-templated transcription
Molecular function (GO): zinc ion binding
Source: RefSeq, a predicted model, not a curated record